AUGGCGAGCAGAGCAAGAGACCCCAUGAUGCAGAGCAGAACAGCUGCGCAUGGCGGUGCCGGGAUGCAUGUCGAUCCGAUGGAGCUGCAGAUGCCGAAUUCUGGAAGGACUGGUGCCUGGCAAGCCCCUCCAGAGCGCCGGGAGCAAAAACCGCCGGAUCCCAUCGUGCCAGUGCAGAGCCAGGGGCUGGGGAUCUGGGCUCAGGCCUUCCCUGAGUGGGACAACUUGGUUCGUGCGGCUUUGCCUCGGUUGGGUGUUCAUGGCAGCUUCCGACCUCUUCAGCGCGAGGCAAUCAAUGCCUGCCUUGCCGGGCGAGAUGUCUUUGUCAGAAUGCCAACGGGAGGCGGGAAGUCUCUCGUUUACCAGAUACCCGCAGUUGUGAAGCCUCUAGUCAUCGUUAUCAGCCCACUGGUUUCCUUGAUCCAGGACCAAGUGCAGGAGCUGACUGAUAUCGGAGUGGGAGCCUCGUCCGUGAGAUCUCGUGGAGACGAGUCCGGCGAAGACAUCCACCAGGUCUCCAAAAGAAUGGUCGAUGGUGAUCUUCAGAUUGUCUAUGUCACGCCGGAGAUGAUGCACCAAAGUGCCGUGCUGCAGAAGACGCUGCGACGCCUUUACACGGAGCAGCGUUUGCAACGGUUCGUCAUUGAUGAGGCGCAUUGUUGCUCUACCUGGGGAAAUGAAUUCCGAGAGAGCUACUUGGAGCUUCGGAACCUCCGGGUCUCCUUCCCAAAUGUACCUAUCCUCGCGUGCACUGCGACUGCGACCGAUGAGAUCAUCUCCAGCGUGCUGAAGCAGCUGUCGAUGGUCCAGGACACCGUGGUCUUCCUGAGCCCCGUGGACCGCCCCAACCUGCAGUUCGAGGUUCGCAUCAAGAACAAGAAAUCGGUGGUCAGGGAGAUUGGCGAGCUGAUCCAUUCCAGCUUCUCAGGACAGUCCGGAAUCAUCUACUGCCUCAGCAGACAGAACUGCGAAGAUGUACAGAAGGAGCUUGCGCAGAUGCAAAUUCGUGCAGAAGUCUACCAUGCAUCAGUGAAUUCAACGCAACGUGCGGCGGUGCAACAACGGUGGAAGCGUGGUGAAACCCCAAUCAUUGUGGCGACGAUUGCCUUCGGCAUGGGUGUUAACAAACGGGACGUCCGGUUUGUGAUCCACCACUCCUUCCCCAAGUCUCUUGAAGGCUACUACCAAGAGGCCGGCCGAGCCGGAAGGGACGGGCGCUGUGCCGCCUGCAUCGUCUUCUAUGACUACGAGGACAAGAAGCGCCACCAGAACCUCGCCCAAGGUGACAGGAAUCAGGCGGUGGAACACACCGAGAAAACAGCUCAGCGCUUGCUGGGCAUGGUCGGCUACCUGGAAGCCCGGGAAUGUCGCAGAAGCCUCAUCGCGCGCUACUUUGGCGGUGCAGGUGAGCUGAAGCAGGUCGUUUGUGGAGGUGGGCCUGCAGUGUGCGACAUCUGCAAGGCUGCUCGUAGUGGAACAACCUUUCAUCACGACAACGUGACGCGAGAAGCACAGAUCGCCGCACAGUUCUUGCGCGCAGUUCGCAGCCUCCCCGCACAUGGUGGCAGUCCCAUUACCUUGAACACGACUCGUGAUGCCUUGCUCGGUGCCAAGCAUCAGAAGCUGGCUCGCUGGCAAGACGUACCCGGCUUCGGGCUGCUGGGCAACAACGGCUGGUGUGACAGGGAGGUUCUUCGGCUUCUGCGCCGGCUGGUGAUUGAGUCGAUCUUGGCAGAGGAGAUUACCACGCCAGCCGGAGCGAGUGGCAAUGUCACAGUCGCAUACUUGAUCGAGGGCCAUUGCAUCAAUGCCCUGCUACAAGGCGAAAUUGCGGUGUACCUCUGCCGUGACACGAAGCCGCCGCAGGCCAGCACAUCUUCGAAGCGUCGGAUUUCUCGCACGGCGACGAACAGCCGGAAGAAGGCUGCUGCGGCGAAAGGCGCAGCUCGAGUCCGAUCACCAGCUGUGCCACAGCCACAGUCAGCUUCUGGUCCUGUGGGUCCUGCAGCUCCACCGCAGGAAGUGGGAAUGAACCUGCAACAGCCUGUUUGGCAAUCGCCCCAGGCCCCUGCGCACCAGGCCCAGUUUCCCAUGCAGGGCAUGCAGCCGGCUUUUCAAGAGCAGCACUUUAUGCAGUCACCUCCGCAGCAAUAUCCACAAUUGCAGCAGGUGUACCAGCAGCAAAGCCAACAGCCUGUGCCCCAAAAUUGGCAGAUGCCGCAAUCACAAGGCCAGCCGCAUCUGCAGGCUCAGUUCCCGAUACAGCAGGCACCCCCUGUCCUGCAGCAGCAGUUUCAACAUGCUCCAGGGCCUUAUCAACAGCCCGGUGUCCCACAAUUUCGGCCUCAGUAUGAGCAGCUGACUUCCCGGCAAGGCCACCCCCACAACCACCAACCACUUCAUCCCCAGCUUUCGCAACCCAGCAUGGCUGCGAUGCAGUCACAGUACCCGCAAGCUGCACCGCCGCAAGCCACACAUCUGCCUCCGCAGCUCCACACCGACAUGUUGCCACCGCACGCAUCGCAAUUGAUGCCUCCUCCUGGCCACUACGGCCAACAAGCCCUUGGAAGCAUGACGCCGACCGGCCCCUGCAUACAGCAGCCUGUCCUGCCCAUUUGGUUUGUUGUUUUGUGGAUGCAUUAUAGCGGCUCUAUGAACUCGAAGGUUAGCCCCAUAAACCCUACUGUAAACCCUAAACCCAUAGCCUUAAAACUCAGUUUGAAGGUUACUGGCCCGGUCGGCUGUCAGGGUCGAGCACAAACCUUUGGGUGUGUCUUAUGA
Molecule: messenger RNA, 2781 nt
Organism: Symbiodinium sp. CCMP2592
Lineage: Eukaryota; Dinophyceae; Suessiales; Symbiodiniaceae
Source: the annotation of a GenBank genome assembly